Messenger RNA from Schistocerca serialis cubense, 714 nucleotides. Its product is annotated as beta-alanine transporter-like. The coding region runs from base 1 to 714 and encodes 237 amino acids. The transcript is spliced from 4 exons. NCBI's taxonomy places the organism in Eukaryota, Metazoa, Arthropoda, Insecta, Orthoptera, Acrididae. The record is from RefSeq and is a predicted model, not a curated record.
AUGGAGAAAGACAUCGGCAGCGGCGAACUGCAAGCACUAGAGGAGAAGGCUGGAAUCCCAGAAUGCAGUACAAAAACAAAGGCUUCUCCAGCAUUCGAGGAGGUCCUGGACGCCAUUGGGUCCAGGGGGAAGUUCCAGACGAGGCUGAACAUCGUCUUCGUUUGCUUUGCCUCAUGCUUCGACCUGAUGAGCGUCAACAUGUUCUACCUGGCUAUGCAGACUCCUGAUCACUGGUGCUACGUCCCUGGCAGGGAGCUUUCCAACCUCUCAGUUGAGCAGUGGAAGAACCUCACCAUACCGAGGGAAGGGGCCUCGUUCAGCAAGUGCCUGAUGUACAACCAGAGCGAUGUGACGGACUUCGGCGGCAGCAGGGAACCUGUGAAGUGUCAGCACGGCUGGGAGUAUGACGACACCUGGUUCUCCCUGACGGUGACGUCACAGUUGAACUGGGUCUGCGACAACCGGCAGGCCGUCAAUGACGUCUUGUUCUACUCACAGAUUAUUGGAGUGGCCCUGGGGUUACUGUUUGGCUACAUAGGCGACAUGUACGGCCGACGCCCCCAGCAGCUGCUGUGCCUGUCAGCCCACGUGGUCAGCAGAGUGCUGGUCGUCCUCGCUCCACACGUGCUGCCCCUCUUCAUCCUGGCAGAAUCCCUCGUGUCAGCUGCGGCUGGGCCUUUGACAGAAUCUGUCUUGUCUGUUGGUAAGUGCUAG